Messenger RNA from Rattus rattus (black rat), 605 nucleotides. RefSeq names its product ubiquitin D (gene Ubd). The record is from RefSeq and is a predicted model, not a curated record. NCBI's taxonomy places the organism in Eukaryota, Metazoa, Chordata, Mammalia, Rodentia, Muridae. Bases 1 to 486 code for a protein of 161 amino acids. Gene Ontology annotation, biological process: positive regulation of canonical NF-kappaB signal transduction; response to type II interferon; protein ubiquitination. Gene Ontology annotation, molecular function: proteasome binding; protein binding. The transcript has 2 exons. Gene Ontology annotation, cellular component: nucleus.
AUGGCUUCCUGCGUCUGUAUUGUCCAUUCGGAGCAAUGGCCAUUAAUGACCUUUGACACCGCCCUGAGUGACAAAGUGAAGAAAAUCAAUGAGCAUAUUAGGUCCCAAACCAAGGUCUCGGUGCAGGACCAGAUCCUUCUGCUAGACUCCAAGAUCCUCAAGCCCCAUAGAGCGUUGUCAUCUUAUGGGAUCGACAAGGAAAACACUAUCCACCUCACCCUAAAGGUGGUGAAGCCCAGUGAUGAAGAGCUGCCCUUGUCUCUGGUGGAGUCGGGCGACGAGGGGCAAAGGCAUCUCCUUCGAGUUCGAAGAUCCAGCUCCGUGGCCCAGGUGAAGGAAAUGAUCGAGAAUGUGACUGCUGUGCCUCCCAAGAAGCAGAUCGUGAAUUGCAAUGGAAAGAGGCUGGAAGAUGGAAAGAUCAUGGCCGACUACAACAUCAAGAGUGGUAGUUUGCUCUUUCUCACAGCGCACUGCAUUGGGGGGUGACUACGGGAGUGGGGUGAUGAGGAGCUCAAAACCGACUUCCUUUAAUCAAUUAACCAAUUGCAUCUCUUGACGAUAUAAAAAAAAAUAAUGAGAAUGAAAUAAAGAUUUGAGGUGGGGUG